This is a messenger RNA of Pseudomyrmex gracilis, 3419 nucleotides long. RefSeq names its product leucine-rich repeat-containing protein 49-like. Gene Ontology annotation, molecular function: protein binding. The coding region runs from base 68 to 2977 and encodes 969 amino acids. The record is from RefSeq and is a predicted model, not a curated record. The transcript is spliced from 7 exons. NCBI's taxonomy places the organism in Eukaryota, Metazoa, Arthropoda, Insecta, Hymenoptera, Formicidae.
UCGUAUAUGUAUUUAAUAUUCUACAAUAAUGAAAACAUAUCACAAAAAUGUGACAUAGUAUUUUCAGAUGUUAGGUGUAAAAUAUGCAAUUUAUUCCUUUGAUGGACUAAUUAUAUGUUUAUGCCUCGGUUAUGUAAUGCCAUUGGGCAACAAUACUGCAACGCGGACAAGAAAACUAUCAUUUGACGUAAAAGGUAAAUCACCUGUUCAAAGUAGCGUUCCGGACAAACGUCAAUUUUUAACUAUAGCAGCUGCCUUACCAAUUUUGCCAGGUGCACCAGUACCUCCUAAGCUAUCUAAGCGUUCUUACAAUUCACUUAGUUCUGCUGGAACCCAGUUUGACACUGAACAUGCAGAAGUUGAAAGAUGCAAUGUGGUCACGUUGCAAAGAACAGGAGAAACAAGAACAAUUGUGGCAUCAAGAACUCCUGCCGAAAGAGAAAAGAACCCUGACAGAAUAUGUCUCGAUAGGCGAGGUCUGACAACGUUCCCGAAUGUGAUUGGGGAACCAAAAUUGCGAUUACUGUCCCUUCAGCAUAAUCUUCUGACAAAGAUAGAGAGUUCUAAUUUCUCUCAAUUCACGAAGCUUGUGUUUCUCGAUUUAUAUGAUAAUCAAAUAGAAAAAAUAUGUGAUCUUCACUUUUUGGAAAAUUUAAGAGUGCUUUUAAUAGGAAAGAACAGAAUAAGAAGGAUUGAGGGUUUAAAACAACUUUCCAAAUUAGAAGUCUUGGACUUUCAUGGCAAUCAAAUUCAACAAAUUACCGGUUUAGAAGAUUUAACAUCAUUGAAAGUGCUGAACUUAGCGGGAAAUAAUAUUAAGAGUAUAGGUUGCAAUGAUUUUCAAGGUCUGACGUCGUUAAAAGAACUGAAUCUGCGUCGAAAUAAACUGAAAAAAUUGUUAGGAUUUGGUGAGACGCCACAAUUGCAAAAAUUAUAUUUGAGUAACAAUGACAUUCAUAGAAUUGAGGAUAUGAGUAGCCUCGCAAAGGCUUUACAAAUUAAAGAAAUAACGAUAGAUGGUAACCCAGUGACCUUAAAUACAGAUUAUAUCUCUUUUCUCGUGUCUUAUUUGCCAAAUCUGCAACUGUUAUCAACGAUGCAAAUUAGCGGACAAUUUCGGAGAACAGCAAUGGCUUGGAGAUUCUCCAAGGAACAAACCAAUUCGGCGUUUCUCGAUCUCAGCGCACAGGUUUGCAUGAACGUACGUAGAGAAGAAGUGAUAUCAAACGCUAAAACCAAUUGGGAACUUCUCAGAUCUAGAACAAAACUUACCGCCGACAGUGCGAAUAAAGCGAUGGGUAAAGAUUCAGGCAACAAUAUUAACGUACUGCACGCACAAAGUAUAUCGAGCAAAUUCAAUACUAUAAACUCAAAGAGUCUGGACAAGGCUAAAACGAAAGGCUUCGGCAGCUUAACGUCGAUAAAUGAAAAUGUGGAAGCAAAAAAAAUACACAUAAAAAAGAGAAGCAGUUCCAGCGACAAUUUGUUCAAAUUAGAUGACGCUAAAUCAUUUCCUCUGGAGUUCAAACUCCCGCCUAUCUUGGGUUCGAUAGUAGACAGUCUAACGAGUGGUAAAUUAGAGGAUAGAUCAUUCAAAGAUAGCAAAGAAAAAAUGUUGAGUGACAAUGAAAAUACAUCCGAUAGCGAUUUAGACAGCUCGGAGAGUCAUGAGAGUUUGAAGAGUGGUUUGAGAUAUCACUUGUUCACCGCCAACGGUUCGUCUGUGGAUUACGACAAAUCUGCCACCUAUAAGAAACUGUCUCUAAUAAAUCACACUUCAUUCGCUAUGGAAAAUAAUCACGAAAAUCAUAACAACGAAAAACAUUUACACGCUAAAACAGCUGUCACAAGCGAAAAGUCUUUGAAAUACUCUGAUGCGAUAAGCGAAAAUGAAAGUUUUUUGAGCAACAAAGUGGUCGAAGAAACUAGCGGUAUGGAUAGUUGCAGUAAGUCGUUGUUGAGUGAUCUUAGCACUUCGUCGAUUUCUAAGAACGUGGUUUGCGAAAAGUCUCACGACAAGGAUAGAAUCAAAAGUGCUCAGCCAAAGAAAGUGGUGUAUUACAAGAGCAACAGAGCCGCGACCGCCAGAGCGAAAUUUCGAGCACUGGCUUUGCCAAGUCCGCCACCUCAACAGGCACCACCUAGAGAAAGGGAACAGGGCGGGGAUUAUUUGAUAGAAAUUGUCGGUCGAUGUCUGAACAUUUACGGCCAAGGCGCAUUGCGCUUCAUAGAUAGAACUUGGGACACCUCGAAAGCUCAAGACGUUAAUGUCGUGAAAUUUAAUUACGUGCAAUUUAACGAUGUGGCGAAAGUUUUAAGUAAACUAAAAACUAGAUUUUCUCACGCGGAACAUUUUGUAUUUAAAGAAACUAACAUUAGUCUUCUCGGCCAGCUGAAUGCUUUAGCCGAAGUACAGGGAUUGACAAGCAUACAAAUAGACGGAGGGAAUCCUGUUGUGUCCAAGGAUUGGAAGACGUACGCCAUAUUCCGACUAGCUCAUUGGGGACUCACGGUUAUUAACGGCAAGGAGAUCACAGCCGAAGAGAUCGAACUUGCGAAUCAGGAAUAUGCCGGUCUUAUAGACAUAGUAAUAUGUUCACUGCCAGACUCCCUGUUGCAACCUCUGUUGCAAAGACUUCAUUUGGAAAAGGUGCAGAAACAAAGCGGGGAGCAAAUUACUGCCAAACAGUUUCUGUUCAAUUGCGAUCCCGCGCUUCGAAGCGUCGUCGCGAAGGAAGCGUUACAGUGGAGAAAGGGAAGCGUGACACAGGAAGAUCUUAUCUGGCGGCACAAGGGGAAAGUACACUUGCUAAAUUUGAUUAAUCUCACUGUAAAUGCCAUACACAAGUUACAAAUUUUAGAGAAGCAAUGGCCGUGCGUUCUUCACGACGUUAUUUAUAGUACCCUGUCCGAUUUUUCGGAAAUGGACGCGUACAUGAAACGUUGCAGCUUAACACUCGAAGGCAAUAAACAAUGAUCGUGCCUCAAAUGAAAUUUUUAUCGUGACACUUGCGUAAGGCAGCACGAUCUUCGACUUGCUCGAAUUAAGUAGAAGUGUGUAACGCAUGUUAUUAUCCCAUGACGUUGUCGUCAUUUUCACGUUUUACUGAGGAUAUACAAUUUGUACGUACACCGACCAAGAAUCAAAUUUUACAUUGUUUUGUUCCAUGAAUGUAUAUUGAAUAUAUAUAUAUAUAUAUAUAUAUAUAUAUGUGUUUGCUAUAGAGUUGAUAGUUGUGUAAUAAAUUCUAUAUAUAAACAUUGUUAAGAGUGUUUGUUUAAUAUAUAGAGACGUAAAUGAUGCGUGUGUAUAAACUGAAUAUGUUAGUAUUAAAGUAAGAUCUUCGAUUGAAACAAUGAUGUGUCGUCGUUUCGUCCCCACGCAAGAUCUUGCUUUAAACAUUGGCCGCGUUCAGCAG